AUGGAUGAGGAUUUGAAUUUGGACGAAAUCACUUCAACGAAAUCAACAAAUUCAACAACGUAAUUUUUUAAAAAUUUUUAAAGUUUCAAAUUUUAAAAAAAAAUUUUCCAAUUUUAAAAUUUCAAAAUAUUAGGCUAAUUCCAACUUUUUAGAGCAAUGCCAAUGCUGCCAAACCUUAUCUUUAAAAAUGAAACGGUAAAAGAGUUGAGACGAUUGCUUGAAAGUGAUAGCUUUAGAAACUUGUAUCCCGGAGAUUCCAAAGCUAACGAUGCCAAAAUGGUUCAUUUCGAAAUUCAAAACGAAACUGUUGUACGAACCGACAUAUCAUCGCUUAAGACGAUGGCGAAGGAAAGGUAGGUUUAAAUUGUUUGGCAUACCUUAUCCUACAGUAGCCUAUCUUACUUUAGCAUACCAUACUGUGCAUUAACUUGCUUUACCCUACCCUACCUUACUCUACCCUACCCUGCCCUAGCCUACCCUACCCCAUCCUACCAUACCCUAGCCUACCCUACCCUUACCUACCUUACUCUACCAUAAUUUAAUUGUUUAAGUUCAGAGUUCUAUAUAUUAAGUUUGCGAAUGAUAUCGACUACGAAAACGUUUUAUGGACGUCCAGUUUUAAGAAAAGGGCUUAUUUAGUUGGACAUAACUCGACUGAUAAAACGUAAGUUCAAAAUUUUUUAAAAUCCAAAAAAAAUUUUUUAAUUUUUUAAAAUUUCAAAAAAAAAUUUUUGAUAUCCUAAAAAUUUUUUAAAUUUCAAAUUUUUUAAAAACCAAAAAAAUUUCAGUACCAGCAUCCAGCCGAUCAGGGACAAGAAGAUGGUACCAUUUGAACCACGCGACUCGGCUGACAACAUUUAUAUCCUAAUCAACAGGAAACUGUUCCUACUAACCAACUUUCAACGUCUGAUUACGGUAACCAAUACCAGCGUCUUCAACACCUCAUUCGACCUACGAUACACGGUAGUGGGUAUGAGUGGGGACGCCAAAGACUAUAGGUAUACAAGUCGACCGGACUUGCAACGAGACCUGCUUUAUGCUACGCAUAAGGACGCGUGCUUCGUUGGCGCGCCAUCCGGUGGGGUAGCACUAAUGAAGAGGUGUACUAAAAAUGACAUUGAAUUGAAGUAUGAUGGGUGGCAUGAGACACAUUACUAUAGUUUGGUGGGUUUUUUGAUAAGAAAUAGCAAGAACAUUCUUUACAGAACAAAAAAUAGCAAGGACUUUCUUUACAGAACAAGAAAUGGCAAGGACUUUAUUUACAAACCUAAAAAUAGCAAAAACUUUGUUUACAAACAUUUUUUGAAACUUUUUUAAUUUCAGGAACACUUAAUCGCACUUAGUAAUCAGGAAACCGCCUUGAACCCAACUUUCACUCGAAAUACCUAUGUCAAGUUAGUAGAUAGCAAUGCUAAACUGUGGUAAGCAUUACCAUAACAUUGGUAAACCUUAACCUACCCCACCCUACAUCUCCUUAUCCUAACAUCAGCAACUAUAUUGAUGUCUUAUCAUAACAGUUAAAUUUCAGGUUCAUUAUUAUGUCCUUCUUUGGUGGUGUCUUAUCCCUAAUAAUAGUCGGAGUCCUCGUGCCAGCAUGCUAUUAUGUGUUCACCAAUAAAGAAAAGCACAGAAAAUAUUUGUACAAACAUACGAAGCGCUUGUAA
This is a messenger RNA of Bursaphelenchus okinawaensis, 1664 nucleotides long. The record is from the annotation of a GenBank genome assembly. Lineage: Eukaryota; Metazoa; Nematoda; Chromadorea; Rhabditida; Aphelenchoididae.